CUUUUAUAUGUCAAAAGAGAUAAGGAAAAGUCAUAAUUCUUGUACAAUAUGGUUGCAAGUAUUACAGCAAUAAAUCUUCUGUUUGCAGUUUCUUUGGUAACUGCCUUGCCUUCUUCCUGUCCUCGGGGCUGGAUACACCGGGGAACGUCUUGUUAUCUGUUUGUCAAUGACGCUGUUGACAGGGAGGAUUGGAUGGUGGCCAUGUCCUAUUGCAAUAGUCUGCAUGCAAAGUUAGUGGAAAUUGAAACAGUUACUGAGGAUGAAUUUUUACGUUUGUAUCUGUUGGACCACAAAAUGACAGGAAACUAUUGGAUUGGUAUGUCAGAUAUACAGGCUGAAGGGGUGUGGGUAUGGACUUCUUCUCAGAACACCCCUACUUAUAGCAAUUGGAACCCUGGUCAGCCCGACAAUUCAGGGAAGGAGGACUGCGGAAGUUUGCCUUCUUGGUGUGGAUUUCAUUGGAACGAUUAUCCUUGCAAUAUGAUCAACAACUUUAUUUGCGAAAAAGAAGUGAUGAGUCAGGAGGAAAUCGUAGGAUGAUUUUAAAGACAAUUCUACACAUCAUUAGAAUAAACAUCAAACACGA
This is a messenger RNA of Saccostrea cuccullata (small rock oyster), 586 nucleotides long. RefSeq names its product perlucin-like. Bases 49 to 540 code for a protein of 163 amino acids. Lineage: Eukaryota; Metazoa; Mollusca; Bivalvia; Ostreida; Ostreidae. The transcript has 5 exons. The record is from RefSeq and is a predicted model, not a curated record. Gene Ontology annotation, molecular function: signaling receptor activity.